AUGAUGGAGCGUCCAAAGACACCACCCUCGGUGUCACGGCCGCCCGCCAAGUCGCCGCUCACGCCGGAGCAGCGCAGGCGCAUCGAAAUAAACCGACUAAAAGCCAAAGCCAUUCGAGACCAGCGAGAAGCCGAGCAGCGAGCGUCGGGCACCGCGCCCGAACUUCCCAAGACGGCCGCCGGCCUCGUUCCGACCGAUGACGUCUACGUCUCCAAGCCGGCCAACGGCAAGCGGCCUCUCGCCGCCACCGCCACGGCAACGACGACCGACACGAGCACGAACCGCGACGGGCGCGACCGCGGCGACGAGUCGACGCUGCAGCCGGCCAAGAAAUUUGCCAAGUUUGUCGACUACAACAUGAGCGCCAUGACGGACACCAAGGGCGGCUUCCUGUCCACCGAGGACGACCCGCACAACCGGGCGCUGGGCAGCGCCCCGAAGCCCGGCGGCGGCGACGACCAGCAGCCGCAGCGGCCCAAGGACAUGACGAUGCAGGAGUGGGAGAAGCUGCAGCUGCUGCGGACGCUGCGCCGGCAAAAGGCGGGCCCGUUUGAGCCGGGCAUCAGCGUGCUGGACGACGCGACGACGCGCAAAAAGUGCCGCGAGUGCGGGAGCCUCGAGGUGGACUGGGUGUGGGAGGAGGUCUUUCACCUCUGCGUGUGCAACAAGUGCAAGAACAACCUGCCCGACAAGUACUCGCUCCUGACCAAGACGGAGUGCAAGGAGGACUAUCUGCUCACCGACCCCGAGCUGCGAGACCCGGAGCUGCUGCCGCAUCUCUCCAAGCCCAACCCGCACAAGUCGCACUGGCACGACAUGAUGCUGUUCCUGCGGUGCCAGGUGGAAGAGUACGCCGUGACGACCAAGUGGGGCUCGUCCGAGGCCCUCGACGCCGAGUACGAGCGGCGCGAGACGCAGAAGAAGGCGCGCAAGGAGCGCCAGUUCCGCGACAAGCUGCUGGACCUCAAGCGCAAGACGCGCACCGACGCGUUCCGCCGCCAGGCCGGCAACCUCGGCAAGAACGGCGCGAGCAAGUUUGGCGAUGCCGUCGCCGGCAACGGCAAGCACGUGCACGAAUGGGGACGGACGGUCGAGAACGAGCACGGCAUGACGGUCAAGACGUGCACGGCGUGCGGGAUGGAGGUGGAGGAGCUGGAGCUGUGA
Messenger RNA from Akanthomyces muscarius, 1164 nucleotides. RefSeq lists its product as uncharacterized. Gene Ontology annotation, molecular function: damaged DNA binding. The transcript has 3 exons. Lineage: Eukaryota; Fungi; Ascomycota; Sordariomycetes; Hypocreales; Cordycipitaceae. Gene Ontology annotation, biological process: base-excision repair; nucleotide-excision repair involved in interstrand cross-link repair; UV-damage excision repair. The record is from RefSeq and is a predicted model, not a curated record. Gene Ontology annotation, cellular component: nucleotide-excision repair factor 1 complex. The coding region runs from base 1 to 1164 and encodes 387 amino acids.